UGUCACUCCAUUCUGAAUUCUCAAAAUGAACACUGCCCAACGAACUCAUUGCAACUAAUUACGAACUCAUUGCAACUAAUUACUUCAAACAAUUUAAAAAAUCGAACUUCCUUUUUUUGGUUGUAAAGAAGAAUAUUUGAACUCUCGUAUAAAUAAGUUGCAACAAGUUUCAGACCAUGGCGGAUUUGGUGCAUGGUCCUGCAAGCUUCUGGACUCAAGCCAAUGCUUUGCUCAGAAAGAAUUUGAUUUUUCAGAAACGAGAUGUCAAGUCUAAUAUUCGCCUCAUCUCAGUCCCUAUAAUACUUUGUUUAUUGCUAGUUCUCAUUCAAAAUUUAGUCAACAAAAAUUUGGAUACACCAUCAAACAGAUGUGGCUGCAAAUGUGUUGACAAAAAUGGUGAUGGAAAAUGUGAACAAGUAUGUGGUAUCGAAAAUUCAGAUUUGGGCCAAGCCAGCAACUGUCCGAUUCCUAGCCCAUCUGAAUGGCCUUCCUUGUUACAGAUACCAGCAUCAAAGUAUCGUGCUGUACAAACUGAUUUUAUUUCAUAUGGGGACUUGCCCGAUGAUUCGUGUAAAAUGUCGGGUUCUUGUCCAGCUACUAUACUUCUCACUGGAAGUAAUCAGACUUUUGGAGAGAGUAUGGGUAGAAAUUUGUUCAGCAGUGGAUCAACUCUAAAUUCCUCUGACAUUUUCUAUAGCUUAGCCUAUAAUAUCUUGGGUUCCGAGUCACACACCGAGUAUGUGAAUUUUCUUGAGGCAGCUUUCUUCUCCAACCUGCCAGUCUACUACGUCCAAUCGCAGUGUUCUUCAAAUUCCACAUUUUCUCUUCCAUUAGACUUUGAUUCUGUAGCUGUUCAGCAAGAGAUAAGCUGCUUAAAAGGUCUACACUUGUGGCGUAAUAGUUCUUAUGAGAUCAAUGAUGAGCUUUAUAAAGGUUACAGGAAGGGGAAUCAAGAGGGAAAGAUAAACGAGAUAAUAACAGCAUAUGAUUUCCAUAAUUCAAAUAUGAAUGGUUUCAAUGUGAAUAUUUGGUAUAACUCUACCUAUAAGAAAGACAAAGGCAAUCUACCAAUGGCAUUGUCAAGGAUUCCUCGUUUAGUGAAUUUGGCAUCAAAUGCCUACCUUCAGUUUUUGCUUGGACCUUCUGCAAGAAUGCUCUUUGAGUUUGUCAAAGAAAUGCCCAAAGCAGAAACAAAACUCAGCCUGGACUUUGCUUCUAUCCUGGGACCACUAUUCUUUUCAUGGGUGGUUUCACAACUUUUUCCUGUUGUUUUGAUAGCUCUAGUUUAUGAGAAGCAGCAGAAACUAAGAAUCAUGAUGAAAAUGCAUGGACUUGCGGAUGGUCCCUAUUGGAUGAUUUCUUAUGCUUAUUUUUUGGUCAUAUCUUCUGUAUACAUGUUAUCUUUUGUGAUUUUCGGCUCAUUAGUAGGCUUGAAGUUCUUUUUGCUUAAUGAUUACAGCAUCCAGUUCGUGUUUUACUUCAUUUACAUAAACUUGCAAGUGUCCCUUACUUUUCUAGUUGCUGCGUUUUUCUCGAAUGUUAAGACAGCCACAGUCAUCGGCUAUAUUAUGGUGUUUGCAAACGGACUCUUGGCAGCAUUCCUUUUCCAGUUUUUUCUCCAGGAUGAAUCAUUUCCCAGAGGCUGGAUUAUAGUUAUGGAGCUAUAUCCUGGAUUUUCUCUUUUUCGUGGAUUAUACGAGUUUUCCCAAUAUGCUUUCAAUGGUAAUUAUAUGGGAACAGAUGGUAUGAGAUGGAAUGAUUUGAGUGAUGGAAAAAAUGGGAUGAAGGAGGUCCUAAUAAUUAUGUUAGUGCAGUGGUUGGUGUUACUCUUUCUUUCUUAUUACGUUGAUCAGAUUGCAUCGUCAGGGAAAGAUCCCCUAUUUUUCUUGUGGAACUCCCGAAAGAACCCUUCACCUUCCUUCAGGAAACAUAGCUUACUAAGGCAGGGAUCUAAAGUUUUCGUACGGAUGGAGAAACCUGAUGUUGCUCAGGAGAGGGAGAGAGUUGAACAGUUAAUUGAAUCGAGUACAACUCAUGCCAUCAUUUGUGACAGUUUGAAAAAGGUUUAUCAAGGGAAAGAUGGAAACCCUGAGAAAUUUGCAGUGAGAGGAUUGUCACUUGCUUUGCCGCAAGGGGAAUGUUUUGGUAUGCUUGGUCCCAAUGGUGCUGGAAAAACUACUUUUAUUAAUAUGAUGAUUGGACUCAUAAAACCAAGCUCCGGUACUGCAUAUGCUCAGGGUAUGGAUAUACGAACAGACAUGGAUAUGAUAUACACCAACAUGGGUGUAUGUCCGCAGCAUGACUUGCUUUGGGAAAAUUUAACAGGAAGGGAGCACCUACUUUUCUACGGAAGGCUUAAAAAUCUUAAAGGACCAGACUUGACACAAGCGGUUGAAGAAUCCCUUAAGAGUAUCAACUUGUUUCAUGGAGGCGUUGCUGACAAGCAAGCUGGGAAAUACAGUGGAGGAAUGAAGAGGAGGCUAAGUGUUGCUAUUUCACUGAUUGGAGAUCCUAAGGUGGUCUACAUGGAUGAGCCCAGUACUGGACUGGACCCAGCUUCGCGACAUAACUUGUGGAAUGUUGUCAAACGUGCAAAGCAAGAUAGAGCAAUUAUUCUCACAACCCAUUCCAUGGAAGAAGCGGAACAUCUAUGUGAUCGACUAGGAAUAUUCGUUGAUGGCAGCUUGCAGUGCAUUGGAAAUCCCAAAGAGUUGAAGGCAAGAUAUGGAGGGUCUUAUGUGUUUACAAUGACAACAUCAUCAGAUAAUGAAGAAGAAGUGGAGCACAUGGUGCGACGCCUAACCCCAAAUGCCAACAAGAUAUACCAUAUAUCUGGGACACAGAAGUUUGAGUUGCCAAAGCAAGAGGUUAGAAUUGCAGAUGUAUUUCAAGCUGUUGAGAAAGUAAAGAGUAAAUUCACGGUUUAUGCUUGGGGUCUGGCUGAUACAACUUUAGAGGACGUUUUUAUCAAGGUGAAUGCGAAACAAUUGCAAAAUAUAGAUACAAGGAAGUAGCAGGCGAAGCUUCAUAUUUUAAAAAUCUGCUCUACCGGAGAAAUUGUCAUACAGUGUAGUGCAGAAACUUUGCAGGAGGCAAAGUAACUACAUCACACGCAUGUAAAACUGUUGUAGUAUAUUCUCGGAUAUAGUGGUUUCGAAAUAAAAGACAUGUGCCGCUCGUUUGCAACUUUGGAUAUCACAGCAUGCCCUGAAGAGCAGAUAAUAAGCUGUAACCAAAUUGAUAGUGAAGAUGCUGAUAAUGAAAAUCAAGACGAAUCAGUUGUUGCAAUGAUUGAAGAGCCAAACUCAGGAAGGGGGUAAUUAUCUUUCAGUUCCAGGUACUUAUCAAUCAGUUAAGGACUCCUCCUUAGACAACAUCCUCCACAUUCAAUUCAGCAACAAUGAUAAAUCAAGUGCCUGCAGAUGUAUGUCAUCUGCAUAAUAAGUUUUUCUUUAGACUUUGCAAAGAUGUCAAUGUCAGAUUUGUAACUGUUAUAUCAGUGUCUCUCAGCCAAGCAAGGUAAAAGAUGAUCUCUCAGAGCUUGGAGAAAAAGGAUAGCUUUUUCUUAGAUGUUGGAAUGGUCAUUGAAAGUUAGGAUUGCUGCAAACAACUCAUCACUCACAAUGUAUCCUGUAGAACUUUGUAUCAGAAUGCAUGAAAAAACUAUUCAAGUGUUAACAUGUUGUGCACAUUGAAUCAACUUGAUAGUAGUACUUCCUUUCUGGUGAUCCUAUGAAACACUUCAAAUAAGUAUGAAAUAUUUUUUUGGUGU
Molecule: messenger RNA, 3772 nt
Organism: Nicotiana attenuata
Lineage: Eukaryota; Viridiplantae; Streptophyta; Magnoliopsida; Solanales; Solanaceae
Product: ABC transporter A family member 7-like
Exons: 22
Coding region: 177-3014 (945 amino acids)
Biological process (GO): lipid transport; transmembrane transport
Cellular component (GO): membrane; intracellular membrane-bounded organelle
Molecular function (GO): ATP binding; lipid carrier activity; ATP hydrolysis activity
Source: RefSeq, a predicted model, not a curated record